Messenger RNA from Fulvia fulva, 1587 nucleotides. RefSeq lists its product as uncharacterized. The record is from RefSeq and is a predicted model, not a curated record. NCBI's taxonomy places the organism in Eukaryota, Fungi, Ascomycota, Dothideomycetes, Mycosphaerellales, Mycosphaerellaceae. Gene Ontology annotation, molecular function: protein binding. The transcript has 2 exons. The coding region runs from base 1 to 1587 and encodes 528 amino acids.
AUGGCGCAGUCUGCGCCGAGAGAUGGCGAUGGGUACAAGCUGCCCUCGACGCUUGCGACAGCCUACACCUCGCACUCCACGCAGGCACCCGAAAUAGCCGGCCAUGGCUUCGAGCAGGCACAGCAAGCUGGACAUGGCAACAACUGGCUCAGGUAUGGUGACAGAGCUCCAUGGCAGCAGCCGACGACGAUUUCGGCCUUUGGUCUCAACUCAACGGGCAAGGGUAUUCUCAUAGGAAUGUUGUCUGCCUUUGGCUCGGCGGCGCUGGUGGGCAUCGUCAUACUUGUCGUGUACUUCUUUCGCUAUACGAGUCGAGGGCGUAUCUUCUUGGAUCGGAUAAGUCGACCGGGAGAGUUUGACGAUGAGCAGUCGUUCCUGAGGGAGGAGGAGGAUGCAUUGGCUGAGAUGAGUGACAAUGAGCGGACGGACUACUUCAGAGCGAAGGCAUUCGUGCAAGCGAACCCUCCCGAGUCCGUCCAAUCCGAUAUAUCCUUAUCACAGUUUCUGGCAAUACAAGAGAAGGGAGUCUCAGCGUGGGAAUUUGAACCGGAAUUGGAAAUCGCCAACUGCUUCGUCGAGGCAAGGACGGAGAUCGAGUUCUUCGACUCCGAAUGCAGUGUGCAGAGCAACCUACCAAUGCCUAAGCAGAAUGAGGUGUAUUAUUGGGAAGCCAAGCUCUACGAUAAGCCAGAGACGACUCUGGUGAGCGUGGGCGUCACAACUAAGCCAUAUCCACUCUUCCGAUUACCUGGACUACACAAAUACUCGAUCUCGUAUCAAUCAAACGGCCAUCGACGCUUCAACCAACCAUUUAGCUCAACAGGAUACGGGCCACCUUUUGUGCAAGGAGAUGUAGUAGGAGUUGGAUACAGGCCUCGUACCGGGACAAUCUUCUUCACAAGGAAUGGUAAGAAAUUGGAAGAUGUAUGUCACGGCAUGAAGCUACACAAUUUCUUUCCCACGGUUGGCGCGAAUGGUCCCGCAACAGUGCACGUCAAUUUUGGGCAGAUGGGCUUCGUGUUCAUUGAGGCCAACGUUAAGAAAUGGGGUCUGGCGCCGAUGACGGGCAGCCUGGCGCCACCUCCACCAUAUGGCAGCGAAGCUGGGAGCAUUUUGCUUGAAGGUGGCCGGGAAGGGAUUCGCGAGGGGCAAGGUUGGGUGCCGGGUCAUGGUCGUACAAGUAGUGCUCAAAUACGACUUCAAGGCCGACCAACAAGAAGCCCUGGACCGGAGCGAUCGCCAACAGAUAUCUCACUUGCACAAUUCAACAUUAUGGAUGUGCAGGAAGAGGACGACCCAGGAGAAGGCAGAAGCGAGGCAUCAAGCAGCCAGCAGUUGAUCGAUCCAGGACUUCCACUCGAGCCAGCAGAGUUCCCACCACCUGAAUACGAAAGCCCGGAGGAAGAUGAUGCCACCGACUCAGAUACCACCCCACGAGCAAGCGGUGCUUUCGAGCCCGACGAAGAACAGCAACGCCUACUACGCAGUAACAGUCCACCUAUACCUACCUACGAAGCCGCAAUGAGCGAUGUCGAAGCCGGACGAGGACGGAGCUCUACCCGAACACGGCCACGCAGCGAAUCAUGA